Molecule: messenger RNA, 1578 nt
Organism: Brettanomyces bruxellensis
Lineage: Eukaryota; Fungi; Ascomycota; Pichiomycetes; Pichiales; Pichiaceae
Exons: 1
Coding region: 1-1578 (525 amino acids)
Biological process (GO): regulation of mRNA stability
Cellular component (GO): nucleus; cytoplasm
Molecular function (GO): poly(A) binding; zinc ion binding
Source: RefSeq, a predicted model, not a curated record
AUGAACUUUGAUCCUGAAAGCCCAUUUGGGCAGCAGUUAAAUGCUCAAGUCACAGAAAAGCUCAGAAGUAUGAAUCUUACCGAUGAUCCAUCUUAUGUGGCCGAGUUCUUACUAGUUCUGAUUUCUAAUAACAGGACGGCAGAGGAAAUUAUGACGGAAUUCAACUCACUAUUUGGAAAUGCAAUCAACAUAAAUUUUGUUAAUGAAGUUUUGGAUGAAGUGAAGCAUUAUCAGCAGGGUGCUGAGCAAGGCUUUAAUGGCCAGCAGCAGACACACCAACAGCAACAAGAGGCACAACAACAACAAGCACAGCAACAGCAACAACAAGCACAGCAACAGCAAGCACCACAGCAACAUCAACAAUCAUCAAUUCAGCAACAGACUACGAUAGCACCGCAAGCACAGUCUCAGCCUGAAUUUUUGCCUCAGCAACCAGCAGCACCAAUAAAGUCAGCAUUUACACAGUCGGCAUUUCAAAAUCAUGGAGUAGAUCAGACUGUAAACAAGGCAAAUGGUACCCAGCAGGUUCACUUUGAUGAUAGUGGUUCGACUGCUAUGGAAGGCAUAGUUCAUGGUUCCAUUCCCACGGGACCCCACAUUACGAGUGCCUUUGGAAAAGGUUCUACGGUUCAUAGGGGUGUCUCAAAAGGUGGAAAUACGAAGAACAAGAAAUCUUUUGCGCUUAGAAACCAAAGGAACUUUCAUCAGUUGAUGGAAAAGUCUUUGGAAAAUGGUUCCCAGAGUAUGCAAUUUGUUCCCAGAAAACCUAUUGGAAGGUGCAAGAAAUUCCCUCAUUGCCACGACCGCAAUUGCCGGUAUGCGCACCCUGCGAAAAUCUGUUUUGCCUAUCCAAACUGCCCAAAUCCGCCUGGAACAUGCAACUAUCUACAUCCAGGGGAAGACGAUGCUCUAAUGGCUGAACUCGAAAAGACAAGGCAAGAAAGAAGAGCUCACAAGUUCGAAAGAAGCAAUAACAUCGUCAAGCAGGUGUCAAAACAAGUAGAGCAGCAUUUACUACAGAAAACUAAUGGAAUUACCUUGUGUAAAUUUGGUGCAGUGUGCCAAAGAGAGAUGUGUCCUUUUGGUCAUCCAACUCCCGCUAAUAAAGAUGCUAAAGUGCUGACACUAGAGUGGUGCCCUGCAAACAAGAAUUGCAUCGACCCAUCAUGUACAAAAGCACACUCAUCUCCUAAUUAUAAGCCACCCGAAGGGGGAGAUUCUAUGCAAGAGGGUUCCCAGAGAUCUCUGGAACAAUGCAAAUUCGGUAGACAUUGCAAGAAUCCAAGAUGUCUCAAGAGACACGCCACAACAAAUGUUCUGUGCAGGGAUGGUGCCGAUUGCAAGAGGAUCGAUUGCUAUUUCCAGCAUCCUAUUGAUGAACCAUGCAAGUUUGGCGCGAACUGCAAAAACGCAAACUGCCCAUUCCAGCAUCCUGAGGAUCGUAAUUUGAACGGGGGCAGGAAUAUGGUUUGGGUUAAGGAUCAAAAUGGAAAUGGUGACGGUCAGAAUACAGAUCAACGGCAGUUUGCUGUUCCAGAUGAUCAGGUGAUGGAACAGGCCCCUCCUCAACAGGUGUGA